This is a messenger RNA of Monascus purpureus, 1869 nucleotides long. The record is from the annotation of a GenBank genome assembly. Lineage: Eukaryota; Fungi; Ascomycota; Eurotiomycetes; Eurotiales; Aspergillaceae.
AUGGCCACAGUCAAGGUCAUCGAUUUCAUCCAAACCCCAUUUGACUUUCUUAUCGUCGGCGGUGGAACUGCCGGUCUCGUCCUCGCCGCUCGUCUUUCCGAGGAGCCAGGCAUCCAAGUUGGGGUAAUCGAAGCUGGGUCUCUUAGGCUGGGGGAUCCCAAGGUCGACCUUCCUACCGGACCGGGUCAGAUGCUGGGCGAUCCCGGCUAUGACUGGAAUUUCGAGAGCAUCCCACAGGCUGGCGCCAAUGCGAAAGCGUAUCAUAUCCCACGAGGCAGAAUGCUGGGCGGCUCGAGUGGAAUCAACUUCAUGUCUUACAACCGACCAUCGGCCGAAGACAUUGAUGACUGGGCCAACAAGCUGGGUGUCAAAGGAUGGACAUGGUCUGAACUGCUACCGUACUUCAAAAGAAGCGAGAACUUGGAGCCCAUCGAGCCCAGUGCAAGUUGUCCAGUCAGCCCGAAAGUUCAUGGCACCGGCGGGCCAAUCCAUACUUCGAUAGGUCCCUGGCAAGCGCCCAUAGAAGAAUCACUCUUGGCUGCGUUCGAUGAGGCCGCUCGUCUGCAGCGGCCGGCGGAGCCCUAUAGCGGUGCCCAUCUGGGAUUCUAUAGGUCCUUGUUCACAUUAGACAGAACCAGCACGCCAGUCCGGAGCUAUGCGGUCAGCGGCUACUACGCCCCCGUUAUGGGACGCCCAAAUCUGAAGGUCCUAGAAAACGCACAGGUGUGCCGCAUCUUACUCUCCGAUGCUUCAGACGGAAUACCCGUCGCGGAAGGAGUUGAACUGCACCACGCGGGAGCCCGCUACGCCGUGUCAGCUAGAAGAGAAGUGAUUCUCAGCGCUGGAUCUGUCCAGAGUCCCCAGCUCCUGGAGCUUUCUGGAAUUGGAGAUCCGAGCGUCCUCGAAGGCGCUGGGAUUGCUUGUAGAGUGGCCAACACCGACGUGGGCAGCAAUUUACAAGAACACACCAUGUCAGCUGUGUCUUAUGAAUGUGCAGACGGAAUCAUGUCGGUGGACUCUUUGUUCAAGGAUCCCGCUCUGCUAGAAGAGCAUCAGAGCCUCUACGCCAAAAACCAUUCCGGGGCCCUGUCUGGAUCGGUCAGUCUGAUGGGCUUUACUCCAUACUCGUCACUAUCCACCGAGACUCAGGUCGACGCCACCAUGGCACGUAUCUUCGACGCUCCUAGUGUGAGCGGCAGACUGUCUCAGCAGAACGCGAGCUACCAACGCCGGCAGCAGGAGGCUGUCGCCGCACGGAUGCAAAACCGCUGGUCCGCAGACAUCCAGUUCAUCGGCACCCCUGCGUAUUUCAAUACCGCAGCAGGUUACGCAAGCUGCGCCAAGAUCAUGUCGGGUCCCCCCGUCGGCUACAGCGCAUGCUACUCCAUCGUCGUCAGCAACAUGUAUCCUCUAUCGCGCGGGAGUGUGCACGUGCGGACCUCGAAUCCAAUGGACGCGCCGGCGAUCGAUCCGGGAUUUCUUUCCCAUCCGGUGGAUGUCGAUGUUCUUGCUGCUGGCAUAGUCUUUGCAGAUCGAGUCUUCCGCUCGACGUUGCUCAACGGGAAAGUUCGUAGGCGGGUGAGUCCGCCUGCUGGACUCGACCUUUCGAAUAUGGACGAGGCUCGCCAGUUCGUUCGCAAUCACAUCGUGCCCUAUCACCAUGCUUUGGGGACCUGCGCGAUGGGACAGGUGGUAGAUGAGAAGCUGCGAGUGAAAGGGGUUCGGCGUCUUCGUGUUGUUGAUGCCAGUGUCAUGCCGAUGCAGGUCAGCGCCGCGAUCAUGGCUACUGUGUAUGCCAUCGCCGAACGGGCUUCGGAUAUCAUCAAGAAGGACUGUGGGUUUGGCCGUCGACUCCGUGCUCAUAUAUAA